CCACUCAACCAUGUGCUAGCUGGAGUAAUCUUUAUUCACAAUGUCUUUACAAAGGCUCAUGCAACAGAGCAGCAAUGGCAAUUUCGUGGAGUACUGCGCUGGUCCAGCGUAUAGCUCUUACCCCACACUCACAGGCAGCUUUCCCAUGGAUGAUAAUAGAAGGCUUCAAAUGCUGGCAGAUACUGUGGCUACUUUGCCUCGGGGAAGAAAGCAGCUUGCUCUGACGAGAUCAAGUUCUUUAGGUGACUUUUCCUGGUCUCAAAGAAAACUUGUUACUGUGGAAAAACAAGAUAAUGGAAAAUUUGGGUUUGAACUUCAGACUUACAGGCUCCAAAACCAGAACACCUGCUCCUCAGAGAUGUGCACCCUGAUCUGCAAAAUCCAGGAGGAUAGCCCAGCACACUGCGCUGGCCUGCAAGCUGGUGAUGUCCUUGCAAAUAUCAAUGGUGUGAGCACAGAAGGUUUCACCCACAAACAAGUGGUUGACCUGAUCAGAUCAUCAGGAAACCUGCUAACGAUAGAGACUCUUAAUGGAACAAUGAUUCUCAAAAGAACAGAGCUUGAGGCAAAGCUGCAAGUUUUAAAGCAAACCUUGAAGAGAAAAUGGGUGGAGUUCAGAUCUCUGCAGUUACAGGAACAGCGCCUGCUUCAUGGUGAUGCAGCUAACUGCCCAAGUUUGGAAAAUAUGGACAUAGAUGAAUCAGCUUUGUUUGGACCCCUGCCUGGUUCAGCUCUCCUGGACCGGAGUCGAUUAUCCAGUGAGAGCAGCUGUAAGAGCUGCCUGAGCUCCAUGACGAUAGACAGUGAGGAUGGGUACCAGACAUGUGUGUCUGAAGACUCGAGCAGGGAAGCCUUCAGCCGGCAGACAAGCACAGAUGAUGAGUGUUUUGUCCUCAAGGAUGGGGAUGAUUUUCUGAAGAGGUGUUCUUCGAGGAGGAACCAGAGCAUUAGUUCUGCUAGUAGUGGGUCCAUGUCUCCCUUGUGGGAAGGCAACUUCUCAAGCAUGUUUGGGACCCUGCCCAGGAAAAGCAGAAGGGGAAGUGUCCGGAAACAGCUCUUAAAAUUCAUCCCUGGCCUUCACCGCGCUGUGGAAGAGGAAGAGAGUCGCUUUUAAUGGGUUGUAGUGCCCUUUCAUAUUAGCUUAUUUCAUAAAUAUCUUCAGAUUCAUUUAGACCAGCUCCACCCAGCUUAGUGGGAAAGUGAAGAUGGAUUGCAAAACUGACAUCCCAUUUCAUGGCAAUAGUGAACUUUAUUUAAAUUUUUGUAUCAUUAUGUUUGCUCCUUCAAUCAUUUUUUUAACCAGAACAACUCAAGUUCUAAGCAGGCAGUAG
This is a messenger RNA of Eubalaena glacialis (North Atlantic right whale), 1331 nucleotides long. It is a transcript of the gene CYTIP, whose product is annotated as cytohesin 1 interacting protein. The record is from RefSeq and is a predicted model, not a curated record. Gene Ontology annotation, molecular function: protein binding. The transcript is spliced from 8 exons. Gene Ontology annotation, cellular component: cell cortex. Gene Ontology annotation, biological process: regulation of cell adhesion. Lineage: Eukaryota; Metazoa; Chordata; Mammalia; Artiodactyla; Balaenidae. The coding region runs from base 41 to 1114 and encodes 357 amino acids.